AUGGCCCCUGAUGAUAACGAUAUUACAGGGUCCGGAAAUAUAUCCCACAAUAAUUACUUAGCUCCCACAGACCUUCCUGUUUGUAACGAAACAGUAAUCAAUGACGUUGUUGCACAGAGCAUAAGAAACGACUUUGAGAACCUUCGAAUAGACAGUGCCAGAGAAAACACCUAUCUUGAGGGUGCGGGCUCGAGUAAAGAUAAGAAGAUCUCCAGGAUCAGUUUGAACGAUGCGAAGGUGACGGCCGUGUCUGGCGCCUUAGCAGGGUUUAUUUCUGGCAUAAUGGUCUGUCCAUUGGAUGUUACAAAGACUAGAUUGCAAGCGCAGGGGUUGCAAGCAGCCACUGAAAACCCGUAUUAUAAAGGUAUAUUCGGGACAAUGUCUACUAUAGUGAAAGAUGAAGGUGUGAGAGGACUUUACAAAGGUCUUGUACCUAUAAUAUUAGGGUACUUCCCCACCUGGAUGAUUUACUUCUCAGUUUACGAGUACUCGAAAAAUGUCUACCCGAAAUUGUUCCCAUACUCGGACUUUAUAUCGCAUUCGUGCUCUGCAAUAACUGCAGGUGCGGUGUCCACUACGGUCACAAAUCCGAUAUGGGUGAUCAAGACGCGAUUAAUGCUACAAACAAAUGCGCAGGAUCAAUUAACACAUUACAAGGGCACGCUGGAUGCAUUCAGGUGCAUAUGGAGACAAGAGGGAUUGCGAGCCUUCUAUACGGGGCUGGUACCGUCUCUUUUGGGGCUAUUCCAUGUGGCAAUUCAUUUUCCCGUGUACGAAAAGCUAAAGAUACACUUUCGUUGCUACUCCAUAGCAAGAGACUCCAAGGGCCAGCAGUACUACACCAUCAAUUUACCGAAUCUGAUAAUGGCGUCAUCUGUGUCCAAAAUGGUUGCAUCCGUACUGACGUACCCACACGAGAUUCUAAGAACGAGAAUGCAAUUAAAGGCUGAUUUACCGACUAAUAUUCAUCACAAACUGUUGCCCAUGAUUCGCAACACUUAUAAAUACGAGGGGUGGCGAGCCUUCUACUCCGGAUUUACCGCAAACAUACUACGGACCGUCCCUGCAUCGGCCAUUACUCUUGUGUCGUUUGAAUACGUUAGAAAUAACAUGCCCAAAGCAGAUGUCUGA
Huiozyma naganishii CBS 8797 is the source of this 1131-nucleotide messenger RNA. RefSeq names its product NAD+ transporter (gene YIA6). Gene Ontology annotation, molecular function: NAD transmembrane transporter activity. Gene Ontology annotation, biological process: NAD transmembrane transport. Bases 1 to 1131 code for a protein of 376 amino acids. The record is from RefSeq and is a predicted model, not a curated record. The transcript has a single exon. Lineage: Eukaryota; Fungi; Ascomycota; Saccharomycetes; Saccharomycetales; Saccharomycetaceae.